Molecule: messenger RNA, 1728 nt
Organism: Megalobrama amblycephala (Wuchang bream)
Lineage: Eukaryota; Metazoa; Chordata; Actinopteri; Cypriniformes; Xenocyprididae
Product: E3 ubiquitin/ISG15 ligase TRIM25-like
Exons: 5
Coding region: 377-1594 (405 amino acids)
Molecular function (GO): zinc ion binding
Source: RefSeq, a predicted model, not a curated record
UCAAAACUUAGUAGUUCUGCUUACUUAAAACUGGGAACAUCAUAACUCAAAAAUAUUGAUGUAACUGAUUACCUCAGAUUUUUUUUGAGUUAGUCCAACUUAUUUAGGUUUACAGUGUAACCCUGUCGUAAGAUGAAUUCUAUGCUUGUUUCUAAGUUAGAUUGAUAAAUAUGCCCAAUAUGUGUGGGAACACCCAUGAAAACUAAAAACUUAGCAGGAAUGAGGCUCUUCAGGACCAGGAAUGAGGAAGCUGCUUUACAGACACACCUGUUUUGCACACGUCACUCAAACACAGAACCAGGAAACACCUGAGUUCAGUGAAGUUGAAGUGUAGUUGAACUGUUGUGUGUUUGUGUCUCUGUGUUCAUGCAGUAAAAUGGCAGAAGCCAGAUUUUCUCAGGAGGAGUUCAUGUGUUCAGUGUGUCUGGAUCUCCUGAAGGAUCCAGUGGCCAUUCCCUGUGGACACAGUUACUGUAAGCUCUGCAUUACAGGCUGCUGGGAUCAGGAGGAUCAGAUGAGAGUCUACAGCUGCCCUCAGUGCAGACAGACCUUCAGUCCAAGACCUGCUUUAGCUAAAAACACCAUUCUGGCUGAAAUGGUGGAGAAACUGAAGAAGAUUAAACUUCCUGCUGACUGUUACGCUGGAGCUGGAGAUGUGCAGUGUGACGUCUGUACUGGAAGAAAACACAAAGCCGUCAAGUCCUGUCUGGUGUGUCUGGAGUCUUACUGUCAAACUCAUUUUGACCGUCAUGAAGAAUUUCACUCUCGUAAGCCACAUAAAGUGACUGAAGCCACUGGACGACUGCAGGAGAUGAUCUGCCCGAAACAUGACAAGAUCCUUGAGGUUUUCUGCCGCACUGAUCAGAAGUGUAUAUGUCUGCUGUGUACGAUGGAUGAACAUAAAAACCACGACACUGUAUCAGCUGCAGCACAGAGGACAGAGAAACAGCACCAGCUGAAGGAGAUGCAGAGGUGGUUCCAGCAGAGGAUCCAGCAGAGAGAGAAAGAUCUUCAGCAGCUGAGAGAGGCUGUGGAGUCUCAUAAGCGCUCUGCACAGACAGCAGUGGAGGACAGUGAGAGGAUCUUCACUGAGCUCAUCCGCUCCAUUGAGAGAAGCCGCUCUGAGGCCACACAGCGGAUCAGAGAUCAGGAAAAGACUGCAGUGAGUCGAGCUGAAGGACGACUGGAGCGACUGGAGCAGGAGAUCAAUGAUCUGAGGAGGAGAGACGCUGAGCUGGAGCAGCUUUCACACACACAGGAUCACAUCCAUUUCCUGCAGAGUUUCCAGUCUCUCUCAGCUCCUCCUGAAUCUACAGAUGUGAAUGACGAUCCCUUCAGUUCUCUCUCCUCUUUUGAUGUUGUGAGAGAAUCUGUCCGUCAGCUGAGAGACAAACUGGAGGAUUUCUGCAAAGAGGAGCUGAAGAAGAUCUCUGACAGAGUCACUUUCACCAACAUUGUUCACUGGACCAGGAACGACUUCCUACAAUGUAAGUCACUAAGAAAACAAGCAGAAAAACUCACUGAGUGUGUUCAUGUUCUUCCUGUGGAAGGAGAAAGAAAACAUGACAGAAGAGUUUUAGAGUUGAUCAUGUAAAUCAGAUCAUGUAAAUCAAAUAUAAUAAACACAGAAUAAUAACCAACUUUAAUAUUCAGGGAAGACUGAUUAGACCGGCCCAAAAAAGGUUGAGAUCCACUGAUGUAAAUGAUGAUUUUCACAGGAUAUCUGAU